GCCUCCGCCACAGCAGCCGAUGUUAUCCCAUCUGUCCGUGUCCUGACACGCUUUCUAGACAGUGAGAGCGAAGAACACCGAGGGAUUCAAACCAUGAAGGCCACCUUACUCGAUGCGGUGCACACACGUUUUGACCAUGUGGAAACUGAACCACUCUAUGCCGUGGCAACAAUGCUAGAUCCACGCUACAAAGGCAAGUUCUUCACUAAUGCUACCAACCUGGAUCAGGCAAAGGAGGCACUAAAGGUAGAGGUGAUGAAAAUGGAACAAGAACUGAAGACCAUGCCCUCUGGAGAAGGUGUGGCUGAGGCUGAGACAGCAAGGCAAACACCAGGAAUGGAGGCUGGAAGCUCAACCAGCAGCCUCGGCAGCUUCUUUGACGAGAUACUGGAGGAGAGCUGCGCAGCAAGUCCAUCUGAGCAGCAGAUCACCCCAGGGGCACUGUUUCAGUUGGAGAGCUACCUCAGUGAGCCUCCAGCUGGGCGUAAGAGCAAUCCUUUUCACUACUGGAGAGACAAUCAGUCUCGACUACCCGCCCUGGCAGCAACAGCAUCCAAGUUCCUCAGUGCUCCUUGCACCAGUGUUGAGAGUGAGAGGCUUUUUAGCACAGCCUCACUCAUCAUUGAUGAACACAGGAGCAGGCUGACACCUGAGCAUCUUGAAGUGCUCGUUUUUGUUAGAAAGAAUCUCCCCAUUAUGCUCGGACUGCAGUCAGGGGGGGCAAACAAUUGAAGGGAGUGUGUAGUUUUUUUUGUUUUUUUUUCAAGUUUACACUUGUUCAAGAGCAAGUAUUGAUGCUAAGUUGUAGACAUUUUAUCCCACUCAGGUUGUUUGUGUGUUUUGCUUUUUUAAAUAAUGUUUACAGCAUUAUUUGCACUUUAUACUGUUCACUUUUUUACUGUUCAAUGAUGCCAUUUCUGUUUGUCAUGUAUAAUUUUGUCUAUUUUGUGUUUAUCCUUGAAUAAACAAGUCAGUUUCUUGUUACCAACCAUUGUGUAUUAUUCAAACUCACCUAAUUCAGCUGGCUAGUUGUUAUCAAGAGUAC
Nerophis lumbriciformis (worm pipefish) is the source of this 1045-nucleotide messenger RNA. RefSeq names its product zinc finger BED domain-containing protein 4-like. Gene Ontology annotation, molecular function: protein dimerization activity. Lineage: Eukaryota; Metazoa; Chordata; Actinopteri; Syngnathiformes; Syngnathidae. The record is from RefSeq and is a predicted model, not a curated record.